Molecule: messenger RNA, 1142 nt
Organism: Eruca vesicaria subsp. sativa (arugula)
Lineage: Eukaryota; Viridiplantae; Streptophyta; Magnoliopsida; Brassicales; Brassicaceae
Source: the annotation of a GenBank genome assembly
UCUUCUCUCAUAAUCAAUCAAACCAAAGUCUUAACAAAGAAAAAACAGAAGUCACAAGUCUUUUUGAACAAAAUGGCUACUUCUUCAGCGAUGUCUCUCCAAUCAAUCUCCAUGACUACUCUCAACAAUCUCUCCCAUAAUCAUCAAUCUCAUCGAAACUCUUCUCUAGGUUUCUCAAGAUCUUUCCAAAACCUUGGGAUCUCAUCUAACGGUCCAGAUUUCUCCUCACGAUCAAGAUCUACUCCUAAGUAUCUCUCCCCUACUCGAGCUUUCUUUUGGAACUGGGGAAAGUCUGAAAACUCCCGACCAAGUAAAGUCCAAGAACUUAACGUGUACGAACUAAACGAAGGAGACAGAAACAGCCCAGCAGUUCUAAAACUCGGCAAGAAACCUGAGCUCUGUCUCGGCGACCUCGUACCCUUCACCAACAAACUCUACACAGGAGACCUCAAAAAGCGCGUGGGAAUCACCGCCGGUCUCUGCGUCUUGAUCCAACACGUCCCUGAGAAGAACGGUGACAGAUUCGAAGCCACUUACAGUUUCUACUUCGGUGACUAUGGCCACUUGGCCGUGCAAGGACCGUACUUGACUUACGAAGACACGUUGCUAACCGUCACUGGUGGCUCAGGGAUCUUUGAAGGUGCGUACGGACAAGUCAAGCUUCGUCAGCUUGUGUAUCCGACAAAACUGUUUUACACUUUUUACUUAAAGGGUAUUGCUGAUGAUUUGCCGUUGGAGCUUACCGGAGCGGCGGUUACGCCGUCGAAGGAUGUGAAACCGGCGCCGGAAGCUAAGGCGACGGAGCCAGGGGCAACCAUUAAAAACUUUACUAAUUAGUUUUGUGUUUUUCUCGUGUUUCUUAUAAUAAUUGUUUUUUUUAUUAUAAAAUAAAUUACACUUAUUUUGUUUUGUAAUCGAACCUUAUGAUGAGUUGUGUGAGUUUAGUUAAUGUUGUGUUGGUGGAAUGAUAUCUUUAUUUUAGAUGUGACUUUUGCUAUUUACAACAAAUAUCAUACUCAACACGGAACUUUAAUAAAGUAAAACGUUUUGUAAAUUUGUAUUUAUUAUGCACCUCUCUUUUUUUCUGUUCAAUUAUUAUGCACCUCUCAGUAUUGUUUAUCAAAUGGGAAAAUUUUGAUUCC